Messenger RNA from Strigops habroptila (Kakapo), 4368 nucleotides. It is a transcript of the gene TYK2, whose product is annotated as tyrosine kinase 2. Gene Ontology annotation, cellular component: cytoskeleton; membrane; cytosol. Lineage: Eukaryota; Metazoa; Chordata; Aves; Psittaciformes; Psittacidae. The coding region runs from base 119 to 3646 and encodes 1175 amino acids. Gene Ontology annotation, biological process: cytokine-mediated signaling pathway; cell differentiation; peptidyl-tyrosine phosphorylation. Gene Ontology annotation, molecular function: cytokine receptor binding; non-membrane spanning protein tyrosine kinase activity; ATP binding. The transcript has 25 exons. The record is from RefSeq and is a predicted model, not a curated record.
GCUCUACGGGGUGGAGCGGGUCGGAGCGGCGGCCGAGCGGAGGGAGCGGGGCCCGGUGGGAACAGCCCCUUCCCGCUUGGCUCCGGGCACCGAGUGAUGCUUCAGCUGCCACCGAGCCAUGGCUCUGUGCCAGUGCGCUGUGAAGCACAGCGACUCGGACCCCGACGGCUGCUGCUUCCCACCGAGUGGCGGCGUGAAGGUUUUCCUGCACUGGAGCGGGCAGGAAGAGCGGGAAUGCUGCCACACGUACAGCCAGGGCACGCUCAGCGCCGAGGACAUCUGCAUCGACCUGGCGCGCAGGAUCGGCAUCACGCCGCUGUGCUACAGCCUCUUCGCCCUCUAUGACACCCAGAGCCGAGUGUGGCUCCCACCCAACCACCUCUUCCACAUUGGCAAAGACACCAACCUCAACCUGCUUUUCCGCAUGAGGUACUACUUUCGGAACUGGCACGGGCUGAACGAGAAGGACCCGGCUGUUUACCGCCACGGCCCGCGCCAGAGCGACGCUCCCGACGAGAGGCCCCCGGGAGGAGCUCUCCUCGACAGAGCAUCCUUCGAGUACCUCUUCGAGCAGGGGAAAUACGAGUUCAUCAACGACGUGGCCUCUUUGAGAGACUUCCAGAGCGAGCAGGAGAUCCAGAGGUUCAAGAACGAGAGCCUGGGCAUGGCCGUGCUGCACCUCUCCCACAUCGCCAUCAGGAAAGGCAUCUCCCUUGAGGAAGUAGCCAGGAAAUACAGUUUCAAGGAGUGCAUCCCACGUUCCUUCUGCCGCCAGAUCCAGCAGAACAACUUCCUGACCAAAUUCCGCAUGAGGAACGUCUUCAGGAGGUUCCUGCAGCGCUUCCAGAGGCACACGGUGAGCAGCGGGAAGCUCACGGCGCAGGACAUCAUGUACAAGUACUUGGCCACCCUGGAGCACCUGGCUCCUCGCUUCGGGAGCGAGCUCUUCCCGGUGCUUUCCUUGGAUACCUCCUGCGAGGGGGAGAAGGUGCAGCUCAACGGGACGCAUCCGGAGCACCCGUUGCUCCCUAAGGAGCGGCCGGUCACCCAUGAGGUCCUCAUCACCGGCACAAGCGGGAUCCAGUGGCGGGCAGUGCCCGUGGAGAACACGGAGACCUUCUCCCAUCGGGGCUAUUUUGGGAGGAAGACCCGGAACAAGGAGCUGGAGGCCAAGGGACCGGCUCCGGAGCGGAGCGAUCCGAAAUGGGCCCAUUUCUGUGACUUCCAGGAGGUCACCCACAUCGUGGUCAGGGAGUGCAGGGUCAGCAUCCACCGGCAGGACAACAAGUGCCUGGAUGUGGUUCUUCCAUGCCCUGGGAAUGCUCUCUCCUUGGUCUCCCUGGUGGACGGCUACUUCCGCCUCACGGCUGACUCCAGCCACUACCUGUGUCACCAAGUGGCACCACCACGGCUCGUCAUGAGCAUCCUGAACGGCAUCCACGGGCCCAUGCAGGAGGAGUUUGUCUUGGCCAAGCUGCGCCGGGAGGAGGAGGAAGGGCUCUACAUCAUCCGCUGGAGCGUGCUGGACUUCAACAGGAUGAUCCUCUCGGUGGUCAAACGGGGCCAAGGGCAGGCUCCUGGGGCGCAGGGAAGCCUCAAGUACAGACAGUUCCGCAUCCAGAAGAAAGGCGAUUCCUUCGUGCUGGAAGGCUGGGAGCGGGAGUUUCCCACUUUGCGGGAGCUCCUGGAUGUGCUCAAGGGCUGCACGCUCAAGUCUGGCAAUGAGAGCUUCACGGUGAAGAGGUGCUGCCCCCCCAAAGCAGGAGAGAUCUCGGACCUGCUCAUCAGCAGGAAGGUGAAGGACAGCACGAAGCAGAUCCUCAACCUGACCCAGCUCAGCUUCCACCAGAUCCGCAAAACAGAGAUCACUCAGAGAGCCCACUUGGGCCAAGGCACCCGCACCAACAUCUACGAUGGGGUCCUGAGCAUCAGCGCGGCCCCCGAGGACGAGGCCGAGUACUUCUCCACCGAGCAGAACAACAACAGUCGGGAGAUGCACGUGGUGCUCAAGGUCCUGGACCCCAGCCACAGGGACAUCGCCCUGGCGUUCUUCGAGACCGCCAGCCUCAUGAGCCAAGUGUCCCACGUGCACUUGGCUUUCGUGCACGGUGUCUGCGUGCGGGGCUCCGAGAAUAUCAUGGUGGAGGAGUUUGUGGAACACGGGCCCCUGGAUGUGCUGCUGAGGAAGGAGAAAGGCCGGGUCAGCGUGGGCUGGAAGAUCACCGUGGCCAAGCAGUUGGCCAGUGCCUUGAGCUACCUGGAGGACAAGAACCUGGUGCAUGGCAACGUGUGUGCCAAGAACAUCCUGCUGGCCAGGAAGGGGCUGGAGGAGGGAGCUGUGCCCUUCGUGAAGCUCAGCGAUCCCGGCCUCAGCUUCGCCGUGCUCUCCCGGGAAGAGCGCGUGGACCGGAUCCCCUGGAUCGCUCCGGAAUGCGUUUGGGAUGUGGGAAACCUCAGCACAGCCGCCGAUAAAUGGAGCUUUGGCACCACCUUGCUGGAAAUCUGCUUCGAUGCCGACGUCCCGCUUAAGGAGCGCGCCCCUUCCGAGAAAGAGCGUUUCUAUGAGAAGAGGCAUCGUCUUCCCGAGCCUUCCUGCAGGGAAUUGGCCACCCUCAUCUGUCAGUGCCUGAACUACAGCCCCGGGGAGCGACCGUCCUUCCGGACCAUCCUGCGGGAUCUCACCCAGCUCCAGCCGCACGCCCUUGUGGAUGUCACCGCGGUGAAUCCCGACUUCCCAGUGUCGGAUCCCACUGUUUUCCAGAAGCGUUACCUGAAGAAGAUCCGGGAGCUGGGGGAGGGCCACUUCGGGAAGGUGAGUCUCUACUGCUACGACCCCACCAACGACGGCACCGGGGAGAUGGUGGCCGUGAAGUCCCUGAAGGCCGGCUGCAGCCAGCAGCUCCUCGCCAGCUGGAAGAGGGAGAUCCAGAUCCUCAAGACCCUCUAUCACGAGAACAUCGUCAAGUACAAGGGGUGCUGCAGCGAGCAGGGGGAGAAGAUCGUGCAGCUCAUCAUGGAAUACGUGCCCUUGGGCAGCCUCCGGGACUACCUGCCCAAGCACAACGUCAGCCUGGCGCACAUCCUGCUCUUUGCCCAGCAGAUCUGCGAGGGCAUGGCCUACCUGCACUCCCUGCACUACAUCCAUAGGGAUUUGGCCGCCCGGAACGUGCUGCUGGAGAAUGAGCACGUGGUGAAGAUCGGAGACUUCGGCUUGGCCAAAGCCAUCCCUGAGGGCCACGACUAUUACCGGGUGCGGGAGGAUGGGGACAGCCCUGUCUUCUGGUACGCCGUGGAGUGCCUCAAGGAGUGUAAGUUCUACUACGCCUCCGACGUGUGGUCCUUCGGGGUGACGCUCUACGAGCUGCUGACGCGGUGCGAGACAGGGCAGAGCCCUCCCGUGAAGUUCCUGGAGCUGAUCGGGGCCACGCAGGGGCAGAUGACGGUGCUGAGGCUCAUCGAGGUGCUGGAGCGCGGCCGGCGCCUGCCCAGCCCCAGGGACUGCCCGGCCGAGCUCUACCGGCUGCUGCGGAGCUGUUGGGAAGCGGAGGCCUCGUUCCGCCCGGCAUUCCAGAACCUCGUGCCUGUGCUCCGGAGCUUCCAGGAGAAGUACCGGGCUCAGGCCCCCUCUGUCUUCAGCCUCUGCUGAUGGGGGGGGGACACACACAAUGGGGACCCCCCCUUUGCGCCCCAUAGCACCGCAUUGGGGGGGGUCCCUGGAUCCUGAUGCUGCCAUUCCCGGUAUUCCCGGUGCCGGGAUGAGGCCAAACACUGUGAAUGAGACUGUGGGGAAAGGGGGGUGGGAUGUGCCUAUGGGGGGGCUGGAUCUCCCCCCCCCCCGCCAAUUUGGGGGCCCCCUCCCCAAUGAAUGGGGCUUCAGCAACAGGACUGUGGCACUUUAUUGGGGGGGGGCGCUGCUCUAUGGCCCCCCCCCUUAUUUGUUGCCCCCCCCGGAUUAGGGGGGGGGGUUAUGGGGUGGGGGGGUCCCCCUUUACCCCCCCUCAGGGGGUAGUGACCCCCAAUAAAGGAUGUAAUGGCCCCAACCAGCUCCUCUGUGGCCUGUUGGGGGGUCACGGGGGCCUAUAGGGUGGGAGGGGGGGCUCGAGGGCCCUAUGGGGGGAUCAGGGACCCCUAUAGGGGAUGUUGGGGUGUUUCUAUAGGGGGCCAUAGAGCCCUAUAGGGCCUGGGGGGGAUCAAGGACCCCUAUAGGGGAUGUGUGGGUGUUUCUAUAGGGGGCCAUAGAGCCCUAUAGGGCCGCAAGGUUGGGGGGGGCCUUUGAGACUCAUCCAAUCAGAGCGCGGUAGUCGCAGGGCUCGCCGUCCUCUGUCCAAUCAGAAGGCGGAACGCUAAAUAAAGCCCUUUUCCAUCCAA